AUGCCUUCAAAGCUCUUCCUGUUCUUCUUCCUUUAUAUUCAAAGUAUAUUAGGACAAAUGCUGGAUAGAAGAAAGAAUAGUGAUACUGAGUUAAUUCGGUUUUCUUUGAAAUCAAGUAACCGUAACCUACCGUUGAAACCCUGGACACAAUUGAUAUUAGAGGUUACAUUUCGAUCGAAAGCAAUACCAUUUGAUUUAUUUCUAUCUAGUAAUGAGAAUCGCCAGCAUUCAACCGACGAUGUUUAUGGUAUAGUAUUAGAAGUGAAUCCUAAUAGCAAACGCGCACAACUUCAUGAAAUAAAGAAUUCUGAAAUAAAUCAGUUAGAGGAAGCAGAAAAUCGUGAAUCAAUAAAACAUUGGUUAAUGCUUGAUUUGAAUCAACUGUCAAUUAGAUAUGGUAUCAAUGAAAUCAGUCAACAAUCGACAAUCUUAAACAUUAAUUUGGAUGAUGACCGACGAUCGAAUAUGAAACAACUCCAGUAUGUACAUGUUAACUUUCAGUUUAGUGCGCAAUUUAACACUAGAUCUACUCUAAAAAUAAUGUAUAAAACUGAAUUACCACCGCCAUCAUCAUCGAAUAUUUGUGGUGCUAUUAAACAAGUAUUUGAUCCAAAUGGAUACGAUUGCAUUGAUGGAAAAUAUUUAUGUCCAAAAGGUCAUUUGGCUUGUGGACAAAAUCCUCAUGCAUGUUAUUUAACAACCAGCUAUAGAUGUGUUAAUGGAAAACUUAUGCAACAACAGUGA
Didymodactylos carnosus is the source of this 744-nucleotide messenger RNA. Lineage: Eukaryota; Metazoa; Rotifera; Eurotatoria; Philodinida; Philodinidae. The record is from the annotation of a GenBank genome assembly.